UGCUUCCCUCUUAUCCACUGUAAAACAAGGGACCAUUUUGAGUGCUGUAUCCAGAAACUAAGCCCUAACUGCAGAGGUACUGUUGGCGCUAAAGGUGGCUAAUUCGCACUAUUCCUACAAGUCUUGUGAAGACACAGGCCAGCUUUUUCAGACUAUGUUCCCAGACAGCAAAAUAGCAGCCAGCUUUGCAUGCGGCGAACGCAAGUGUUCAUAUUUAUGCCCUUUUGGACUGGCUCCUUAUUUUAAGAAACUGACUUUGGCAGAUGUAUCGAAGCAAAGCGUCUAUGUUAUGCUCUUUGAUGAAAGCCUGAAUCACUAUUUAUGGUCUAAACAGUUAGACAUGCAUGCCAGGCUAUGGAACUGGUCCGAGGUGAAGACUAAAUACAUCGGCUCAGAGUUUAUGGGCCAUUCAUCAGUUCAAGACAUCACUGAAAAAGUCAAUAACUUGCUCUCAGAGAUCGGAAUCAAGAAUCUUGUCCAGAUCUCAAUGGACGUCAACUGGAAAGUAUUCAAAAUACUCCAGAAGCAAGUGCAGAAAGAUGCAGGAAAGUCCCUAAUUAACAUCAGUUCAUGCAGGUUGCACAUACUGCACAAUGCGUUCAGAGAUGGAUAUAAAUCCAUCGGAUGGGAAGUUGAACAAGGACUCUCUAGCUUGUAUUGGCUGUUCCAUGAUUGCCCUGCAUGUCACGAAGAUUUUAUGACAGCAACCGUUUGUAAAACUCCCAUGCUUAAAUUUUGUAAGCACCAGUGGAUUGAGAAUGUCAACGUUUCAGAAAGAGGAUUGCUACUCUGGCCAAACAUCAAACAAUACAUCCAGAUGGUAGAGAGAGGUGAACUACCCAAUCCAAAAGUAAAGUCAUUUGAAGAGGUGAAGAUGCGCUGUGCUGAUACUCUCUUCCCAGUGAAAGUGGGAAUAUUCGACAGCAUUGCGAGAAAAGUCGACCCCAUCCUCACUAUGUAUCAGUCCGACCAACCAAUGCUGCCGUUUCUCUGCGGUGAUAUGUACAAACUGAUUAAAGGCAUCAUGGGACGAUUUCUGAAGGAAAAGCAUCUGGAAGAGGCCACAUCCACUCUAAAGCUCCUCCAUGUCCCUUUUCAAGGCAGCAGUCUGCACAAGGACAGUUCUCAGAUUGAUAUUGGGUUUGCAGCAGAAGCCACCCUGACCCAACUCAAGUCUUCCAAAAAAAUUUCAGAUAGGCAGAGACUAGAGAUUUAGAUGGACUGCAAGAAACUCUUGAUCACACUCCUUGAGAAGUUGCUGAAAAAGGCUCCAGUGCAUCCCACAUUAGUGAGAAGCAUGCAGUGCCUUGACCCAAGACGCAUGGCUGAAAGUAAGGAACUCUGCGUAACUCAAAUGAGAAGGAUGUUGCACAUACUUGUUGAAGCUAAACAUGUAAAUGAGGCAGUGUGCAACGAUAUUCUUAGAGAGUUUAGAGAGUUUUGUGAUUUGGCUGCUCUUCAGGUUAAAUUCAGGGAAUUUGACCCCAAAACCACUCGAGUGGACACCCUGCUGUAUGAGACAAUGGGAACAAAACCAUCACUUUCCAGAGUGUGGAAUGUGGUGAAGAUUCUUCUUGUCUUAUCACAUGGGCAGGCAAGCGUCGAAAGAGGUUUUUCAAUCAACAAAGAAUUAAUAGUUGAGAAUCAGAGGGAAAGAUCUCUAGUGGCUCAGAGUCUCAUUGUUGACCAUGUCAGAUCUGUAGGGGGUGUAAUCAAGGUAGAAAUCGCAAAGGAGCUGCUCCUUUCAGCUGCAGGAGCCAGGCAGAAGUACCAUGGGUACCUGGAUGAAGAGAAGUGAAAGAAAGAACAAUAAUCUGUUGACUUGAAGAGGAAGGCCUUCAGAGAUGAGCUGGAAGAUUUGAAAAGAAAAAAAAAAGGGUUAGGAUAGAGGUGGACAUUUGUGCUCUUGAGAAAUCAGCAGAUGAAUAUGCUGAAAAGGCUGAAUCUUCAGGCAAUCUGACCUUAAUUAGCAAAUCCAACAGUUUCCACCGUACUGCACAACAAAAGAAAGCAUCUUUGCUCAAAAUUGAAAAACAGAUU
Cyprinus carpio (common carp) is the source of this 2040-nucleotide messenger RNA. RefSeq lists its product as uncharacterized. The transcript is spliced from 2 exons. NCBI's taxonomy places the organism in Eukaryota, Metazoa, Chordata, Actinopteri, Cypriniformes, Cyprinidae. The coding region runs from base 155 to 1216 and encodes 353 amino acids. The record is from RefSeq and is a predicted model, not a curated record.